Penicillium samsonianum is the source of this 975-nucleotide messenger RNA. Its product is annotated as transaldolase family protein. The transcript has 7 exons. Gene Ontology annotation, cellular component: intracellular anatomical structure. Gene Ontology annotation, molecular function: transaldolase activity. Lineage: Eukaryota; Fungi; Ascomycota; Eurotiomycetes; Eurotiales; Aspergillaceae. Gene Ontology annotation, biological process: pentose-phosphate shunt, non-oxidative branch; carbohydrate metabolic process. The record is from RefSeq and is a predicted model, not a curated record. The coding region runs from base 1 to 975 and encodes 324 amino acids.
AUGGCAGUACAGACAGGUCUCGACUAUAUGCGUUCGCGCACGCAGAUCGACUGUGAUACCAUGGACGACGAAGUUGCCAAAACUCUGGGCCCAUUCCAGGACUGUACUUCCAACCAAGCUAUUGCACUCGGCGAGCUUCGUAAGACAGAGCGGUUUAGAAUCCUCGAGUCAUCGCGGGCAGAGGCGGCGGUGCUGGAACCGAAGUGGUCCAUGGAUAUGGACGAAUUGGCUGUCGAGAUUGCGAUGGUUAAAUUGGCCGUAGAAAUGGCAAAACACAUUCGUCGACGUGUCCAUGUACAGGUUAAUCCUUACUAUUCGUACUCAACAGAGAAGAUUAUCCUCAAUGCACUCCGAAUCGUGCAACUGUUCCAGCAUGUCCAGCCCGACUUCGACACCACUCGCAUUUGCAUCAAGAUUCCGAGUACGUGGGAAGGAAUGAUGGCCUGCCGCACCCUCGAAUUAGCCGGUGUGCAUACUUUAGCGACCACUCUGUUCAGUAUGCCUCAAGCUGUACUCGCAGCCGAGGUCAACUGUACUUACAUCGCGCCCUAUGUGAACGAACUGAAGGUGCAUGUGCAAGAAGGUUUCGUGGACAAUGCGAAAUUGCUCCCUCUUUGCGCAGCCAUUCAGAAAUACUACAAGUCCAUCAAUUCGCGUACCACAGUCCUCCCUGCUAGCUUGACUUCCGUUGAGGAGAUCUUCUUGCUAGCUGGGGUGGACCACCUCACUAUUUCGCCAGGUCUGUUGACACAAUUGACUCAGCCUUAUGCAGGUAAUGUUAAGUCGCUGUUUGAUAUCGAGCCGACACUUCCAAUCCCGGCGCCGGGUGUCUCUUUCAUCAACGAUCCUGGAACCUACCAGAUUACAUUUGCCCGAGACCUGGGUGGUGCUAGUCAGAUCAAGCUGACCGAAGCUAUAAACAUAUUUUGUGAUGCCCAGGACAAGUUGGAGUUGCUUAUGAGGGGAAAUUAUUAG